UGUAAUAAUACCACAUUUUUUUUUUUAAUAUGUGGAAUAUUAUUAUAGAAUCUAAUGACCAGUUGUCCCAUCCUCUCUCCUAUAUAGAAAGCAAAGAAGCGCUUUUGCCAAACAUCACAACAACCCAAACAAAACAAACUAAAGUCUGUUUUGUCUCUAUUUUGGUUAUUUUUGUCGUCUUCCUGUCCCUUAAAACGCAGCGUUUUCCGGCGAAACAAACCAAUUUACUCACACCCACACAACGAGACCAAACAAAAAGUAAAAAAGGGGUUAGUGGAAGAACAUUACGUUACCCGAAAAGUCUCCGUCUCCGCCGCCGCCAUUGAUGGCGCAAGCUCUAGCUCCGCCGCCGGUGAUCAUCGCCGCCGCUGUACCGGAGCCGCCAUUGAGGCCGCCGAACCCAUUUCAAUACAUGGCGGGUCUCCUCGGCCGGAUCGGAAAAGCCGACGAGAAAGACAGCCCGCAAAGUCCUCGGAGUCCGCGAAGUCCGAACAGCAAUGUGCUGAUGAACAAGUACGAGAUCGGAAAGCUUCUCGGCCAUGGAACCUUCGCCAAGGUUUACCUCGCAAGAAAAAUCGCGACAGGAGAAGACGUCGCCAUUAAAGUAAUCGACAAGGAGAAGAUCAUGAAAAGCGGUUUGGUCGCUCACAUCAAGCGAGAGAUCUCGAUCCUCCGUCGCGUUCGCCACCCGAACAUCGUCCAUCUCUUCGAGGUCAUGGCUACGAAAACGAAGAUUUACUUCGUGAUGGAAUACGUUCGAGGCGGUGAGUUGUUCAGCAAGGUAGCGAAAGGGCGAUUACCUGAGCAAACCGCGAGGCGAUAUUUUCAGCAAUUGAUCUCUGCUGUAUCGUUUUGUCACAGCCGAGGAGUUUACCACCGCGAUCUCAAGCCGGAGAAUCUGCUCCUCGACGAGAAAGGGAACCUCAAAGUCUCGGACUUUGGCCUGAGUGCCGUGGCCGAGCAGCUCCGGCAAGACGGGCUUUGCCACACGUUUUGCGGGACGCCGGCUUAUCUCGCACCUGAGGUUCUGACACGGAGAGGUUAUGAUGCGGCGAAAGCCGAUAUCUGGUCAUGUGGAGUGAUCUUGUUCGUGUUGAUGGCUGGUCACUUGCCGUUUUACGACAAGAACGUCAUGUCCAUGUAUAAGAAGAUCUACAAAGGCGAGUUUCGGUGUCCGAGAUGGUUCUCCUCGGAGCUCGUAAGGCUCUUGAUGAGGCUCCUGGACACGAAUCCCGAAACACGAAUCACCCUUCCUGAAAUCACAAAGAACAGAUGGUUCAAGAAAGGGUUUAAACAUGUUAAAUUCUAUAUUGAAGAUGAUAAGCUUUGUAGAGAAGAUGGAGAUGAUGAAGAUUCGUUGGUUGAUUCGUCCUCCGGAAGAUCCUCGACUGCCUCAGAGGCCGACGCGGAGUUUGAGACGAAAAGGGUCGGGUCAAUGCCGAGACCCGUGAGUCUAAACGCGUUCGAUAUAAUAUCGUUCUCAUCGGGAUUCGAUCUUUCGGGCUUGUUCGAGGAAGGAGGGGAAGGGGCGAGGUUCAUCUCGGGUGCACCUGUCUCAAAAAUCGUAACGAAACUCGAAGAGAUAGCGAGAGUUGUGAGCUUUACCGUGAGGAAGAAGGACUAUAGGGUGAGUCUAGAAGGCUCUAGAGAAGGCGUGAAAGGGCCAUUGACGAUCGCUGCCGAGAUUUUCGAGCUGACGCCGGAUUUGGUGGUUGUGGAGGUGAAGAAGAAAGGAGGGGACAGACAAGAGUACGAGGACUUCUGCAACAAAGAACUGAGACCACGACUGGAGAGUCUGAUGAAUGAAGAAGCAAAAGGUGAAGAUGAAGAGAAGAUGUAUUUGCCGUCGGAUUCGGAAUAGAAACCUGAAAAAAACAAAGAGGAAGGUUGAGAGACAAGAACAUACAAAAACGGUACUGAACCAUUAUGAUAUGAUAUUCUUUAUUAGUUCGUUUUCUUCUUCGCUUAUUUUUUCGUAUGCUUCAUUCUAUGUAUUCAUAACUCGAGUGUUCUAAGAUUACAGUAUGUGUAUGCAAAUGUUAUUGAAAAAAGAGUGAUAGGGAAGAUCAACAGAAUGAAGAAUAGAGUGAGAGAGAUCUAUGGUAAUCAUCAGUUUUUGCUGGCGAUUCUACAGCCAGUUUUCCGGCGAUUGCUAGUUAUAUAUGUACAUACAUGUAAAAAUGACGAGCUUAAUCGAAUUCU
This is a messenger RNA of Tarenaya hassleriana, 2202 nucleotides long. Its product is annotated as CBL-interacting serine/threonine-protein kinase 18. Gene Ontology annotation, biological process: protein phosphorylation; signal transduction. The record is from RefSeq and is a predicted model, not a curated record. The coding region runs from base 326 to 1861 and encodes 511 amino acids. Gene Ontology annotation, molecular function: ATP binding; protein kinase activity. Lineage: Eukaryota; Viridiplantae; Streptophyta; Magnoliopsida; Brassicales; Cleomaceae. The transcript has a single exon.